AGAAAAGGGGGGGCCUGCGCCGCCGGCGCGACUUUAGCCACGGGGUCUGGUGCGCGGCUGACGGACACCGGGCUCUGCCGCAAGCGCCCGUCCCUCGAGCGGAGCGCCCAUCGCUGGCGAGCGGCGGCAGCCGGGCCCGGGCGGGGACGCGGAGCGCGGCGACAGCCGGCGGAGCGUGUUUGCCUUGCCUGGCCGGCGGGCGGGGAGGAUCGGCUCGGCUCCGCUCGGCGAGGUCGGCGCUGACGGCGGCGGGGGCAGUCUGCCGUGCCGCACAACCAUGCCCGCCCUCCUCGUCCUCCUGCUGCUCCUCAGCUGCCGCGCCGCCGCCGAGGACGACGGCUCCCUGCUCCGGCCGGGCCCGGGCAGGCAGAGCGCGGCCGCCGCGCCCCCGACGGCCGCGACCCCCGAGCACAACGCGUCCCGCCCGGCCGCGCUGCCCAAGGGCGCGGGGGCGGCUGGCGGGCGGCCGCGCCCGGCUUCGCCCCCCAUGUGCACGGGGCAGACGGAGAUCAAGGAGACUUUUAAGUACAUCAACACGGUCGUGUCCUGCCUGGUCUUCGUCCUGGGCAUCAUCGGCAACUCCACGCUGCUGCGGAUCAUCUACAAGAACAAGUGCAUGAGGAACGGCCCCAACAUUCUCAUCGCCAGCUUGGCUUUGGGCGACCUGCUCCACAUCAUCAUUGACAUCCCCAUCAAUGUCUACAAGCUACUUGCAGAGGACUGGCCCUUUGGUGUCGAAAUGUGCAAAUUAGUGCCCUUCAUUCAAAAGGCGUCGGUGGGCAUCACAGUGCUGAGUUUGUGUGCCCUCAGUAUAGAUAGGUACCGAGCAGUCGCUUCUUGGAGUCGCAUUAAAGGAAUUGGAGUGCCAAAGUGGACUGCUGUGGAAAUUGUCCUGAUCUGGGUCAUAUCAGUGAUACUGGCUGUUCCAGAAGCUAUUGCAUUUGACAUGAUUACGAUGGAGUACAGGGGAAGGUAUCUUAGAAUCUGCUUGCUUCACCCCAUGCAGAAAACAUCUUUUAUGAUGUUUUACAAGCAAGCUAAAGACUGGUGGCUGUUCAGCUUUUACUUCUGUUUGCCGCUGGCUAUCACAGCAUUUUUCUAUACUCUCAUGACUUGCGAGAUGUUACGAAAGAAAAGUGGGAUGCAGAUUGCUUUAAAUGACCACUUAAAACAGAGACGUGAGGUGGCCAAAACUGUGUUCUGUCUGGUACUUGUUUUUGCCUUGUGUUGGCUCCCACUUCACUUAAGCAGAAUCUUGAAACUCACUAUUUAUGAUCAGAAGGACCCCAACAGAUGUGAACUUUUAAGCUUUUUUCUCGUGAUGGACUACAUCGGUAUUAAUAUGGCUUCACUGAAUUCCUGCAUCAAUCCAAUAGCUCUGUAUUUGGUGAGCAAAAGAUUCCAAAACUGCUUUAAGUCAUGCUUGUGCUGCUGGUGCCAAUCCAAAGAUCUGUUGUCCCUGGAGGAAAGGCAGUCCUGUUUAAAGUUCAAAGCUAAUGAUCACGGAUAUGAUAAUUUCCGCUCCAGUAACAAGUACAGCUCUUCGUAAAACAAGCAUAAAAGGUAUAUUCUCUUACAUUAAUGCUGGUGCCUUUUUAAGUAAAAGUGGCGAUUACUUUUAACAAGAUGGUAACAUCCAGAAAAAUCUAGUUUUGUAUUUGCACAAAAAAAAAGAACAUUAAAGAAAAUUGCCCUAAAACUGUGUCAUGUUGAAAAUCACGGACAUUUAUGAAAUCAUCAUUUAUGGAACAUGAAGAAAGGCAUAGAAAGAACAAGUCAUUGUUAGCACUUGAAUACUUCUGAAUCAGCACUUCCAAAUGAUCCCCACUUCCUGUACAUUAAGCGAUCGUUUGUAUUCUCUGUAACAGUUGUAGGAACUGAAGUCACAGCAAUUAUUAAGCAGCAUAAUAUAAAGUUAAUUGGAUCAAAGCCAUUAUUAUAUGUAACUCAAUGUAUUAUCUUUUCUAAAGCAAAUUAACCACCAUCACUAUUGUGAGGUUUUUUUAAAUAAAACAUGAAAUACUUUGUAAUAGAAAUCUAAAUGUUAAAAAGUAGAAUUUUUAUCAGGUAUAUUAUAGAGGUAGCUACUGAAAAUAUUAAAGGAUGCAGUAAAGUCAAAAGUGCAUUUUACUUUGAUGAUUGUUUUUACCUAUUAUUGCUAGAAGGAACCUCCCUAGGGCUCUAUAAAUUCCUUUCUGUAGCCACUGUGCGUCUUCAGUGCAUUUGGCAGCACUUUGGGUGUGAGUAUUUGUGUUUACUGAUAGCAAAGGAGAGAAAAACACACCAAAAGCAAAAAAUUAAUACUACUAGAAACAUACAGACAACAGCCUUUUUAGCUGAAAACAAAUGGAUUGUAUCUUGUGUAAAUGUGGGCAUUCCAGAUCUUGAUGGUUCUUUACUGGAGAUACUUUUGUGACGAUUUCCAACUGUUUUUGCAAUCCAAAUACCAUCUUAGGGCAAAAUUUUUUAGAAAUAGCAGGUGGGGAAAAAUGUAACCAAGGUUAAAAGAGAGAAUUUGAACUUUCUAUCUGCAUUUAGAUUUAAAUCUUCAUAAAGAAAAUAAUUCAUGAACUGUACUUCUAGAGAACAGUACUAUGUAGCUUACUCAUCUUCAUACUAUUUUAAAAUAUAUUCUACUUCCGUAGUUCAAUAUUUAUGGGCAUAAGAAGAUGUGUGAUUAGUUUCUGCUUCUGUAAAUAGUGUAGUGAAAUGUAAUUAAUUGUAAAGUAUUAAGAUAUGGGCAGGACCCUGUAAGAACAGAAAAAGAUAAAGAUGCCUGUAGUAAACAUGAUGUGUGUUGCCAGGAGCAAUGCAUAUUUUGUAUAUACAAGACAGGUUAUUCUUUGACUUUUCAUUUCCUAUUAAUUUGUUACAGAUCUCCCCAAAGACUUAUUAACAUAUUUCAUGCACUAAGGCAUGAGUUUUUCAAGAAAAAUUGUCAUAUAUGCAAACAUGCUUUUAUGAAAGACAUGUUUUCAAAAGGCUUGGUAUUUUAUUAUAAUAAAAUUAUUUAUCAAAACUCAGGAAUUUUUUUAUUUUAAAUUUCCAGAUCUCACAUGUAAGGAUUUUUACCUUUUUAUUUUCCAGUCUUGAUUAACUUCCAAUAUUUUACAAAAGUGCCUUAAAUGUGCUCAGGAUGAAAACAGCUUCCAUUAAAAUGUUCAGCUGAUGUUACCUUAGAUGGGUUUCUGACUUUAGGUAGCUACAGCUACCUUGCAGACAGCUAAAAACUGGGUGGUGAGCCCCAUUCCUGGUGUUGCCCCCAUCAAAAGCUGGUAAGUGAAUGCUUGUAUAAUCAAGCUGAGGAGGACCUCUGCACAUGCAUUUGAGCAUGAGCACGUGUGUGUUUGUGUGUGUGUGUGCAAGCGUGUGUGUUGUCUACCAUAAGGUUGCUGUUACUGUCUUGCUGCAGCACAUCCACUCAGCUGCUAUAAUGCUGAACUUUUAUAAAUAUAAAUCUAUUUUAAGUUUCCUUCUUUACAUUUUUACCUUAAUUUUCAUGGUAACUUUCUCACAGUAAGCCAUGAAUAUCACUUCCUGUCAGCCUACCUGCAUCUAUUUCUGUGAAAUGCAUUUCAUCUGUUAAGGAUGAAUAAUCAGUGAAAUCCUAGAUUUGAUACUGAUCAGUGUUAUUUUCCUCAAGUUAUAUCAUUACAAUAUUGUACAUGUAUAUUAUUAUUUUUAUUUAAAAUAUAGCUGUUGUAUUGGCGACUGUGUAACAUACUUUUCAUUUUUUCCUGGACUAAUUCUUUGUUAAGUCCUGCUAAGUCAGAUAUUCAGGUUUUCAAAUAAAGACCAUAUAUACUGUCCCUUUUUUGGGCUCAUAUAUAAAUAUUAGUACACUCUUUGUCAUUUUUUCAGUAUUAUUCAAAGCACUAUUUUUAUUGAAGCUUUCAUUUCCUAUAAUAAAAAAUUUCAAAACUUCUGUUCUUAUACAGAAUAUAUAUUAAAUCCCUUAAUACUCCACACAGGUGUUUUCUGAAAUCCUCAGUACAGGUCUUUUCCUCCACUCACUGAAAUCAGUAAACAUUUAACCAUUCAAUUCAGUUCAAGCAGAAUUAGGGCCUAACAUAGCUCUUUAAAAAAUCUGACAUUUGCUACUUUGAACAACAACCAAAAAAGCUACAUUCAUUUUUUUUUUCAGGAGUCGAUUAGAAAACAUAGGAAAAGAGGGUAAAAUCAGCUUUUGGGGAAAAACAUCCAGUCUAAGGCUCUCUAAUCCUCAAAUGGGGUCACAGGUCACAGAACAAUUGCACAGAGACACAGGCAUCUUUAUAGGAGUGCUUGCCCAGAGUGGUGUGACAGUAAGAGUUAUCUGUCCCAGUGGUCUGAAGAGUUCACACAGAAUGGCUCAAGGUGAAAAAAACAACUUAUAAGAGACUACAUCACAACUCUGUGUUUUGGCCUUCAGACAGCAGUUAGAUUUUAGUUCCCCAGCUGCUCUGAAUUCAGCCUAAACUGAACUGAAACACUGGUACUACACCUCAGAGAAUCAAAUGCAAAAGUUGUUGGUUGUGGAGUGUCUGCUGUGAGCUGUGACAUUUCAGUGUCCCAAACAGCUCUUGAUCGAGACACAGCUGGCUUAGCAAGAGAAUGUUGUAUGUACUGAAAUAAUGUUUAAAGGAAUUUUUUUAAUUGUUCUGUAUAGCUGUGUAAAAUAAUUCUAUAUUUCAUUUUCUGUGAUGACUUAAAAUAGCAACUUCUGUAGUUCAAGCAGAGUAAACAUUCUAAAUUACCAAUAAAAUAUUUGUAAUUUUGAUUCAUUUCAAAAA
Corvus hawaiiensis (hawaiian crow) is the source of this 4772-nucleotide messenger RNA. It is a transcript of the gene EDNRB, whose product is annotated as endothelin receptor type B. NCBI's taxonomy places the organism in Eukaryota, Metazoa, Chordata, Aves, Passeriformes, Corvidae. The transcript has 8 exons. Gene Ontology annotation, cellular component: membrane. Bases 278 to 1549 code for a protein of 423 amino acids. The record is from RefSeq and is a predicted model, not a curated record. Gene Ontology annotation, biological process: enteric nervous system development; G protein-coupled receptor signaling pathway; regulation of blood pressure. Gene Ontology annotation, molecular function: endothelin receptor activity.